This is a messenger RNA of Saxophila tyrrhenica, 1677 nucleotides long. RefSeq lists its product as uncharacterized. Lineage: Eukaryota; Fungi; Ascomycota; Dothideomycetes; Mycosphaerellales; Extremaceae. The coding region runs from base 1 to 1677 and encodes 558 amino acids. The transcript has 2 exons. The record is from RefSeq and is a predicted model, not a curated record. Gene Ontology annotation, molecular function: protein binding.
AUGUCGCUCAAGCAGGAAAUCCAGACUUGGGUGACUGCGCUCGAGGCCUACGACAAUAACGAAUUCGACCAUGCGCUGAGACACUUCGAGCAAAUCGCGGAUACGUCAAAGAUAUUGUUCAACGUUGGGGUGAUCAAUGCGACUCUGGGCGAACAUGCGAGGGCAGUGGAAAGCUACCAGCGCGCAGUCCACCUGGACCAGUACCUGGCAGUGGCAUACUUCCAGCAGGGCGUCAGCAACUUCUUGAUGGGCGACUUCGAAGAAGCACUCGCAAACUUCAACGAUACUCUGCUAUACCUGCGCGGCAACAACAACAUCGACUACGAACAGCUCGGGCUGAAGUUCAAGCUGUACUCGUGCGAAGUGGUCUUUAACCGAGGGUUGUGCUACAUAUAUCUGCAACAGAAAGAUGCCGGGAUGAAUGAUCUGAUUGUUGCGGCGAGGGAGAAGCGAGUGCCGGACCAUGAUGUGAUUGAUGAGGCGAUCAAGGAGCAGGCGGAGGGAUAUACCGUAUUCUCGAUACCCGUGGGUGUGGUAUAUCGGCCGAAUGAAGCCAAGGUGAAGAACUUGAAGACGAAGGACUACCUGGGCAAGGCAAGGCUUGUCGCGCAGCAGGAACAUCAGCAGAAUCUGGACCCACGAAGACAAGCUGCGCUUGCAGCAAUGGCGAUUGAUGACCGGCCAGGAGACAAGCUGUCGUAUGCUGCGCUGAACUUGGUCCGGCCUGAUCUGAGGAGUAGAUCACGACAGCAGUCGGAGCCGCCGUUAAAUCGACACGUCUUCCCGCCUACACCGCCACCAGAGCCUGAACAACAACCACAGCAACAGACAGAGUCAUCGCACGGUCAUACAAGACGAAGGUCGAACGAUAGCGGACACUCCUCCAAUAGCUUACUACAGUCUCGGCCUGCCGCCAAGUCGCUGCGACUCGAACUCGGCGCCGCUGCUUUCGAGCAGAGAACACAACCCCAACCACCAACACAACCACAGCAAUCCCAACAUGCCUUGGACAAACCACGAAUAGCACCCAAACGCUCCGAAUCCGAACGCCCCGCCUUCCGCAGAGAAUACUCCAACACAUCCAACCGCACCUACGACAGCCUCCGCCAACCCUCCGACCGACGACCCGACCACCUCAUCCCCGAAGUCCGAGUCGUCGAAGACCCCAUCUCCGCUACCGACUUCGCCUCCAGCCCCCCACAACAACGAACACACCACCGCUCCCGCUCCAGCGCCAACACCUACAAACCGCAACCCGUCAACCAACCCCUCACAAUCUCCGAAGAGGAAGAAGAGGAAGAUGAUAGUUCCGACCCCGCGGAGCCGCCUCUAGCAUUCGAGAUCAUCCCGCCACGACCGGCGCUGCAUCAGCGACAGCGGUCGUAUGCGCGACGGGCCCCGGAGCUGAAGAAGGUGCGGAUUAAGGUGCAUGCGGAGGAUAUGCGGUAUGUGAUGACGACGCCGGAUGUGACGUAUCCGCAGCUCGCGGAGCAGAUACGGGGCAAGUUUGGGUUAGGGGUGGAGUUUAAGUUGAAGAUGAAGGAUGAGGAUGGCGAUCUGGUUGUUCUCGGAGAUCAAGACGAUCUCGACAUGGCUUUGUCGAUAUGUAAGAGUGCGGCGGCCAAGGAGAAGGCGGAUAUGGGCAAGAUGGAGCUGUGGGUGCAGGAGAGAUCAUGA